UAUUUAGAUGGGCCUAAGGUUGUACAUCAAUUUCAUUUUAUGUCUCUCUAAUUUAAUACAUUUUAUAAGGUCUGACCGGAGCAUGUUAGUGAAGUAGUUUGGUUUUUUUGUUGAGCUGUGUCUAUUAGCACUUGCAUCAAUUUUUAACAAUUUAUCAUCACAUGGUUCUCUCAUUUUCAUAAAUCUCAGUUACUCUCUCUCUAGACAGAGAUGUGGUGGGAUCACUCUGAGACAUCAUGAGCUCGUCUCCAAGCUCUGAUCUCCAUUUAUGGUGGAAAAUUCUGUCAUUUUUUCUUCUUCUGGUUAGAUCCUUUGGGCUCAACACAGAUGGAAUUCUCCUACUCUCUUUCAAGUACUGUGUUCUUGGUGACCCUCUGGGUGUUCUAGAGAGCUGGAAUUACAACGAUGAGACACCAUGUUCAUGGAAUGGUGUUACAUGUGGUACUCCGGGCAAUUCUGAUGCGUAUUAUCGAGUCACCGGCUUGUCUCUCCCCAAUUCUCAGCUUCUCGGUUCCAUUCCGGCCGAUCUCGGUUUGAUCCAAAACCUCCGAAACCUCGAUCUUUCCAACAAUUCGAUCAAUGGGUCUAUUCCUUCAUCGCUUUUCAACGCCUCUGAUCUUCAAACACUUGAUUUCUCCAAUAAUCUUAUCUCCGGGGAGCUGCCGGAGCUCGUCGGUGGACUAGGGAGUCUUGAGGUUCUUAACCUCUCCGACAACGCUUUCGCGGGAAAAAUCCCGGGAAAUCUAACCACUCUCCGUAAUCUGACUGUUCUUUCCUUGAAAGGCAAUUACUUCUCUGGUAGUCUUCCAAGUGGGUUUGAUUCUGUUGAAGUUGUAGAUCUGUCUUCGAAUCUGAUCAAUGGGUCGUUGCCUCCGAAUUUCACCCAAGGCAACAAUCUCCACUACUUCAACGUCUCCUACAACAGGCUCUCCGGCGAAAUUCCACCGGAAUUCGCAGACAAAAUUCCGGCGAACGCCACUCUUGAUCUGUCAUUCAACAAUUUCACUGGAGAGAUUCCGGAAUCACCUGUUUUCUUCAACCAGGAAACGAAAUCAUUUUCUGGAAAUCCGGAAUUGUGCGGUAGACCACUCGGGAAAUUAUGCCCAAUUCCUUCCACCGCCUCUUCUCUGCCCAAUGUCUCUGCACCAACCACUUCUCCGCCGGCAAUUGCAGCGAUCCCGAAGACCAUAGAUUCAACUCCGGGGAGCACUUCACCCACGUCAAUCAACGGGUCGGAGCGGAAAGGGCUCCGACCCGCAACAAUUGUCGGCAUCGUGAUUGGAGAUUUAGCUGGAAUCACGAUAUUUGCACUGAUUUUCAUGCACCUGUACCGGUUGAAGAAAAAGAAGAAGAGCGUUACAGAGACGACGAAGAAGAAGAGUAAAGACAAAAACGAAACUGAAAUGAGGAAGGAUUUCGACUGGUCAUCGUCCUCCGAAGAAUCUAAAUGGAUUCGUUCUUGGGCUUGUUUGGGAAAACGAGCAAACGAUGGCGAAGAAAUGUCUCGGACAACGAGCUCGGACAGUGAAGAGGUUGAAGAAGGGCAAAACAGUCAUGAUAGAAAUCAGAAUCAACAACAACAAAAAGAACAGAGAGGGUCGCUCGUGACGAUCGAUGGAGAGAAGGAGUUGGAGCUGGAAACAUUGUUGAAGGCUUCGGCGUAUAUAUUGGGUGCUACUGGUUCGAGCAUAAUGUACAAGGCGGUGCUUGAAGAUGGGUCGGCACUGGCGGUUCGGAGGAUCGGAGAGAGCAGUGUGGACAGGUUCAGGGACUUCGAGAACCAGGUCCGAGUCAUUGCGAAAUUGGUGCACCCCAACCUGGUUCGGAUUCGUGGGUUCUACUGGGGGACUGACGAGAAGCUUGUUAUCUAUGAUUUUGUUCCCAAUGGCAGCCUCGCCAAUGCACGUUACAAGAAAGUUGGCUCAUCUCCUCGUCAUUUACCAUGGGAAAUGCGGCUCAAGAUAGCAAAAGGGAUAGCUCGGGGGCUAACGUACAUCCACGAUAAGAAGCAUGUGCACGGUAAUCUGAAGCCCAGCAACAUCCUAUUGGGCGAAGAAAUGGAGCCGAAAAUUGGAGAUUUAGGGUUCGAAAGGCUCGUAUCGGGUGAAACUAGUUACAAAGGUGGUGGAUCGGCCCGAAUUUUUGGUAGCAACAGGUCCACGGCCUCUCGUGACAGUUUCCACGACAACACCCCAAGCCCAAGCCCAAGUUCUUUCGGCAUUUCGCCUUAUCAAGCACCCGAAUCACUUAGGAGCCUCAAGCCCAACCCAAAGUGGGACGUUUUCUCAUUUGGCGUGGUGUUGCUCGAGUUGCUAGCUGGGAAGGUCAUCGUUUCAGAUGAAAUGGGCCUUGUGCCCACCGGGUUGGAUCUUGACGAGAAGGCCCGGGUUUUGAAGAUGGCUGAUGUGGCGAUUCGUGCUGACAUGGAAGGCAAGGAGGAUGCCUUGUUGGCACUCUUCAAAUUAGGGUUAAGUUGUAUAUCUCCGGUCCCACAAAAAAGACCACCAAUGAAAGAGGUGCUACAAGGUCUUGAGAAGUUCCCAUCGUCUUCAUUAUCUUCGUCGUCUUCUUCAACAUACCAUUUUAUGGUCACCAAUAAUGAAAAGUGGACCCAAUUGUAGAGAGCUAUCUGUAUGAUUGACUGAUAGUUUGUUUUCUUAUGUUAAUUAGAUCCAUUUGAUCGUGAGAGGGUUUCUCAUGUAAUUGUCUAAGAUCAUGAUUGAAUCUUGUUGCGUCACUUACUUGUUAUGUGAAAAGUUUUUAUGUAGUAGUUUUUUAAGAUU
Messenger RNA from Cornus florida, 2783 nucleotides. RefSeq names its product probable LRR receptor-like serine/threonine-protein kinase At4g37250. Gene Ontology annotation, biological process: protein phosphorylation. Lineage: Eukaryota; Viridiplantae; Streptophyta; Magnoliopsida; Cornales; Cornaceae. The coding region runs from base 237 to 2621 and encodes 794 amino acids. Gene Ontology annotation, molecular function: ATP binding; receptor serine/threonine kinase binding; protein kinase activity. The transcript has 2 exons. The record is from RefSeq and is a predicted model, not a curated record.